AUGGUAACAAAGCCCCAUAAGCCCAGUGAAAGGGGGAUUGAUUUAAGCACUGACAACCCAGUUGCAUUUCAAACAAGCACACGAUUUGAUGAUAACUCCGCUGUUCUGCUUGCCUGUGAUUCACUCUUAAGCUCUCCCAGCAUUCAAGAAAACUGUAUCUUAGCCGCCACAAAUGGAAAACUAAAACCCAUUUUGUUAACGUCCUCAAGUGAAAAUUCAGUUACAGAAGGCUCAUCAACUUCAACAAAUGCAGACAAUUUAUUUAAACAUAUUGUUAGCACAAGUCAAAUCUACGAUCACAUAGCCGAUGAAGAAUUGGUCGAACUCAGCGAACAAAUUAUUUUCGCAGGUUGUAUUUUGUCGAGUGGUUCAACAGCAUCACUUUUUAAUUGUGUCGAAACAUAUGGUCGAUUAAAGUCGGUUGAUGCUCACCACGAGCGUCGUACUAGUUCUUCUAUUCGCCAGUCUUCAUUUCCGAAAUCAAAAUCAAAAUAUGGACAGAUAGAAAUUUGCCUUGCUCAUGAUGACAAUACAACAAUGCUGAAAAUUGGAGCUACCAUUUGCAACUUAUUUGUAACAUCAAGUGUACGUCUUGACAAACAAACUAUAGCAAACAAGACAAUUGAAAUGGGCCCAAAUGCCAAUAACUUUAUACCGCUACCGGACGCCCGAAUUAAUCUUAACUUAGCUCAGUUAAAAGUGGGACAAAAUUACUGGAAGAUGAUGAGGCCACUUGUAUAA
Molecule: messenger RNA, 741 nt
Organism: Mucor mucedo
Lineage: Eukaryota; Fungi; Mucoromycota; Mucoromycetes; Mucorales; Mucoraceae
Exons: 3
Coding region: 1-741 (246 amino acids)
Source: RefSeq, a predicted model, not a curated record